AUGGCUUCGAACACACUUGCUGAUGGUGGAGAUGAUGCACCUAAUUACCAAUUACGUGGUGUUGAACAAGUCUCUCCAAACACUGGAACAAAGAGAUAUAUUCCAGAUUCACCCUCUUCGUUGACGCCAACAGAGGGCAUGUUAUUCGACACAGUUGAUGACGCGUAUAACUUUUAUAAAACUUACGCAGAAGCGGGAGGUUGGACUGUAAGGAAGGGCACACAGCACGAGAACCGUGGUAUUGUUAUAAACAAGUACUUUUUUUGUUCAAAGGAGGGUCAAAAAGACUUUCGACCGGUCGAUACUUUAGUCAAACAGCCGUCUGAUAGGUGGGUACGUAGGGUACCAUCCAAAAGGACCGGCUGCCAAGCUGCGAUCAGAAUAAAGCUUACCGAUGCUAAGAAGUAUUUGUUGUAUCAUUUUACAGAGGCGCACAACCAUGAUUUUGUGCAUGAAGAAGAUUUACAUCUUCUCAAGGAAAACUGGGGUAUUAAUCGUGCACACGAAGAGAUGAUAAACAAGAUGUCACAUCUCAACAUUGGUCCUGUUCGUGCAUUUAACAUUAUGAAGGAAGUGUAUGGUGGGUUCGACAAAGUCGGUGCGACCAAAGUCGAUUUUAAAAAUUUCAAGAAAGAACUAAAUCUUUUUAUCGGAGAGUUUGAUCCGGAAAUGUUUGUCAAGCGACUGAUGAGGAAAAAUGAGUUUUUACCGAACUUCUCUUGUGAAUAUGAAACGACAGACGAAGGUGUGUUGAAGUGCAUUUUUUGGGCCGACGAGGAUAUGAAGAGGAAUUACUAUAUGUUUGGGGACGUUAUAUCAUUUGAUGCUACCUACAAGCGUAACAAGUAUAACAUGAUGUUUGUCCCUUUCACUGGGAUUGAUAAUCAUAAUAGGAACGUGACACUUGGUGCGGCAAUUCUCAGUUCUGAAACGACAGAGACGUAUAGCUGGUUACUUAGGGCGAUCAAGAACGCAUAUGGGUACGCGCCUCCCGUCGGGGCUGCCCUGUGUUCAAAUACAGAUUUCAGGAAAAGAUUGCCUGCAGUUGUUUGGACUGAUUCUCUAUUGCCCGAAGCGUUUGAGGCUGAAUGGGCAGCUAUUUUAAAUGAUUUCGGUUUAACCGACCAUGAAUGGCUGACGUAUAUAUACGGGCUACGUGAAUCAUGGAUUCCAGCUUACUAUCGCGAGGAAGAAAUGUCUGGUCUUAUGCGGACAUCAUCUAGGUCCGAAAGCGAGAAUCACUUUUUUGGCAAGAUUAGCAAUCCAAAGUGCACGUUGGUUGAAUUUCUUAGCCACUUCGACACGGCUAUUGAAGCGCAAAGUGUCAGAUUAGAUGACAUCGGUGAUUUCAUUAAGUUUUUCAUAAAGGAUCUCGAUCAGCCAUGUUUUUCGUUUCUCGAGGUUAUGAUACGCGAGGAGGAUGUUACUGUUAAGUGUAUCUGCAACAGGUUUGAGCAAUUUGGAUUGUUGUGCAGUCACAUUUUCUACGUGUUACGGAUUCUUGAUGUAAGGGAGUUUCUGAAACAAUAUAUAUUGAGGCGUUGGACACGUGAAGCUGUUCCAAAUAGUUCCCCCGGGUCCAUUCUUACGGAUGGUGGAGAUCCAGAUCGUAGUGAGGAGGUUAACCGUUGUGUUCGUGAGAUUAGUCACGCAACUGAGUAUGUUGUGAACAAGUUGAUUUCAAAAUUUGAUAAGUUGUCUGAUUUUCGUGAUCAUAUCAAGCAGUUUAUGUCAGUUGCUGAUGAAGCUCAAAUAAAUGCACCUCCCAAGACACGACGUAAUCGAUUUGCUGAACUGCUAGGAGUUGCUCCAGAGAGCACCGCCACUAUCCGUGUUCCAGUUGGUACCAGGUUCAAGGGUUGUGGUUCUCAUAAACGCCUUAAAUCUCAAAAGGAGCGAGCCAUAAGGCAGUCUGGAAGUAAACGUCGUCAAUGUUCAUUAUGUAAAAAAUAUGGUCAUAACAGAGUAACGUGUUGGAAAUACACUGUGGCUGUGCCUGAGGCAGGUGCUUCGCGGAAUGUUGAAGGUAAUGAAGAUACAAUUCGCGAAGGAGAUGCUGCUACAGUUGUUGAAGGUGAUGGUCCUGGAUCGAACGAUGCUGAUGAUGUGUUUUACACAUCUGGAAAUGAUGCAGAUAUGGAUGAUGAGGACAUGGCAGAGUAG
Messenger RNA from Helianthus annuus (common sunflower), 2163 nucleotides. Its product is annotated as protein FAR1-RELATED SEQUENCE 5-like. NCBI's taxonomy places the organism in Eukaryota, Viridiplantae, Streptophyta, Magnoliopsida, Asterales, Asteraceae. Bases 1 to 2163 code for a protein of 720 amino acids. The transcript has 6 exons. Gene Ontology annotation, biological process: regulation of DNA-templated transcription. The record is from RefSeq and is a predicted model, not a curated record. Gene Ontology annotation, molecular function: zinc ion binding.